Trichoderma asperellum CBS 433.97 is the source of this 1010-nucleotide messenger RNA. RefSeq lists its product as uncharacterized. Lineage: Eukaryota; Fungi; Ascomycota; Sordariomycetes; Hypocreales; Hypocreaceae. The record is from RefSeq and is a predicted model, not a curated record.
GCUAGCCACAUCGUAGCAAAUCGCACGUGUGAGCAUCCUUUGGUCAGAAUGGCGGUUUCUCUACCUCUCGCCGUCGCCCUGGGCGCACUGAUGAUCGAUGCCAUCCUCGAGCUGUCUUUCAUCACCAGCAUGGUGGCAUGGCUUCAUAAUACCGCCAGUGGUACUUUUACGGUCAAUUUCAACGAAUCGACAUUCGAACUCUACGGCGAACCGAAGCACUUCUUAGUCAACCAAGGCCACACCAGCAACGGCGCCGCGGGAACAGCAAUUGUCCUGAUUGGCUUCGGAGGCAUCGUCACUCUGUUCCUUAGAAGCCGGCCCCAUAUCCUCGGACAGAAAUUCACGUCCUUCAUCUACGGUCUAUGGCUUACCAUUCUUGUUCUGGGCCUCAUGCUCACCAUCGCCGCCCUCGGUUAUGUCUUUGCUGUUACAAACGCACACAAGGGGCAGACGAUUGACGUGAAAGUCGCCUCGACGACCGGCAACCACAAAUAUCCCCUCGAUACAUGGACACCUCAAAACUGGUUCCCUGCAGUGCUGAAGCUGGACCUGGCGAACGAAAGCCAGAGAAACGACAUUGCAUCUCACCUGCGAAUCAUGCGAGGAUGGCAGUACAACUUGAUUCCAAUGUUCUUGAUUCAGCUUACGACCACUGUUUUGGCGUUCUUGGAAUUUUUGGAGAGACGGCGAUCAGGACCUUCACACGUUGCAUAUGGAGCUGUGGAACGAAGCAGUGCAGAGCAAAAGAUGGUCGCGACUCCUUAAAUGAGAGUUCGCUUCUGGCAUUCAAGGUGUUUGGACAUUAUACAUUCUUGCAAAUAUUUUUAAACAAGGGAAGCAAUUACGGCAUGGGCAUAAGUCGGGUUAUUAACUUGCAUUAUUUCUUUGGAUAAUGGUUUAUUUCUAUUUGGCGCGCGGUUUCUCCGUGUAGCUUUCACAACCUUACACUUUUAUUUCUUCUUCUAGUGAAACUAUUCUUUCCUUUACCUAAUCCAGAUGUCUUGUUUGCU